AUGGCGGUGUCGAUCCCGACUACUCUGAUCCGGGAAAUUCAGAGUCGGCUCCGUGCGGGAGCCGGAGUGCCGAGCUACGAUCCCGCCGAUCCUGCGCUUCGCCGUCUCCCUGCGGCUGAAGAGGCGAUCUCAGGGCUCGAUACUUCCGGGCCUCCGCGCCCGCAUUGCAUCUCCUUCAACACCACUGUAGGAUACCGGAGGCUCCUGCAAUCUCUCGGUCUUGAUGGCUCAGUGAGUUAUCUCGUCUAUCCUACGGUGGCCGUGUUGUUCGUUAUUUGCAUCGGGGUUUAAAUGUCUUCAAUGCUUGCUUUAGGAGGGAUCUUGUGAUUACAGGAAAAGAGAUUUCGAUGUGAUGGGAAAAUGGGAAUCGUCAUCUUUUCCGCUGUUGAAUAACUCGAGUGAAGACAAAUGUUGGCUUCAAUUUAGAUGUUAGCAAGGGGAAGGGAACCUAGAUUUUUUCGUCAAGGAAUGUGCAGCGAUGAUUGUGGCUUAAUAAUCUUGUUCUUUGUGCUUAUGUCUCCCAACUAAUUCAGUUCAAGAACAAUGAAUGACGAUGGGGCUUAAGUAUGUAUCGCAUUUAUUCUCUAUUCCGACUCGGAUUAGAUAGUUACUGGAGUAAUAAAUUCUAAGGCAUAGUUAGAAAUAUUUUAAUGCGGUGCACCGGAUGUUUACUAGUGGACUAUGUACCUGGUAUAUGCUAAAGCCAGACGGAGGGGAUGGGGUUUGACAAAUUGUUUUUUCUUUUUCGCAGGAGGUUGUCUUGACAAACACAAAAUCAAAAGACUCGAUAAAAGACCAGGGUAUGGAGGGUGACUUGGCUUUAUCUGAUUAUCUAAACAUAGAGUUAAGGUGUCAUUUUGAAGGAGUGGAAAACCAAGGGAGCAAUUCAAACAAUGAACGACCACAGAGUGCUUAUGCUUUGAACUUGUCAGGGAUUGAUCUUGAUAACUAUUUUUCUGAUGCCAAAAAGGAGACGGCUUCCGAUGUUCAUAUUGGGGCUAAUGAAAUGUCAUUCUCAGAGAAAGAGGCGGAUUUGGAAAAUGUUGACUUGUUUGAAAACCUUCGUUCAUUUGAGAAAUCUGUGUAUCCUGUGGAAACUAAACAAAGUGAAUUUGUCGACUCUUUCGCUGCUUGGGACGUCGAAUUCCCAUCCGCCAGCGCUCAUGUUUCUGCUGCAGAUCCCAGUUCAAGGGACUUUUUCCAAGAAUAUUUUCCCCAGAAAUUCACUGGUCCUACAGCAGGAGAACAGCUGAGUAUAGAAUCUGGAUCAAAUUUAGAAGGAAACACUUCUGAAGUCUCAAAGAGUUCCAGUCAGCUUCAUUACGCAAGUGACGCUUGGCCUCUGGAUGAUCUGUGGCAUUCUACUGGUUCAGUGGCGGCAUCUAACGCGGCUGAGCAAUUCAGAAGUUCAGACAUCCUUGACGAGGGUGAUUUGAAGCCUCCCAUGGCUCAGGACCCUGCUCAAGAUGAUCUAUGGCCCACAAGCAGUUCAAGCAUAUCAGACCCCGCAAAGUUGCAAACAAAUGAUGAUCCAUAUGAUGAUUGGCAAGAUUUUACUGGCUCCAGAAAUGCCGCGGAUUCUUCUUCCAGUCAGUGGCCACAAGCUGGUUCUGAAGUGACAUUUUCAAAAGAGGAUAAGUCAGGAGUUUCAUUAGUGAGCACUACCGAUAAGUUGGAAGACAUGGACUUUGGUAGCUUUUUCCAGUCAGACGUGAUACCUGGGUUAGGAAAGUUCGGUGAAGAUUCAAGUCAACUGAGUGCAAUUCAGUCACAAGCAUUAGUCUCUGGCAGGUACGGGCAAAUGGAUGGUUUUAUUUCUUAGAAAAAAAAUUAUCAGCAUUUAUUGAGUAUUUAUGAUGUGCUUUCUUUAAUCACUUGGUAAUAUCAGCUUCUUUAAUCUAGAGGAUGGUAGCCAGUGGAUCGACGGUUCCCGUAUUAUAUGCAUCAAUUAAGCUAUCCACGUAUCUUUUUUCUCUUUUCUGAGAAAAGAAGAAGAAGUAAGAUUUACCAAGGUUUAAGGAUUUUAGCAGCGUCUUCUGACCCAUUUUGGGGAAGAUAAAUGCAACAUCCUACUUUAUUCUCGGACUUAAUUCUAUGCUUGUUGCUGCUAACGAUAAGAUAUUCAUCAGUUCUGACACGUCUAUCUUGAUCCCAUGUUCUCUGUGGGGAUUUCCCCUGUCCCUCUGAUGAUCUUCGCUCUACCUGUAGGACGAAUGGCUGGGAGGAGACGAAGAUGGUGGCAUCAUCUCCCAUGGUACCUCCAGGGGAUACCAAGGCCAUUGUCGAGGCGCUGUUGUCUCAGAUGCCCGAUCUCUCCUUCAUGCUGGAGGACGGCCUCUCCAUUCCUGGCAAGCCUCGGCCUUCUGAUCCAGCUCCAUGA
Messenger RNA from Spirodela intermedia, 2380 nucleotides. Lineage: Eukaryota; Viridiplantae; Streptophyta; Magnoliopsida; Alismatales; Araceae. The record is from the annotation of a GenBank genome assembly.